Messenger RNA from Salvelinus sp. IW2-2015, 5704 nucleotides. The record is from RefSeq and is a predicted model, not a curated record. Lineage: Eukaryota; Metazoa; Chordata; Actinopteri; Salmoniformes; Salmonidae.
UCUGUCUUUCUCUCUCUCUCUCUCUGUCUCUCUGUCUCUCUCUCUGUCUCUCUCUGUCUCUCUCUCUCACUAUUGGCUUGGUGGUUGCUCAGAAGAGGCACUCCUCCCUCCUCAUAUUGGUUUCCCCUGACAUGACACAGGCGCUGUAGCUCAGUGGAUAGCUUCGAAACAGACAGGAGGGUACGUUCUAUUGUGUGUCCUGUACUUGUCUUCCUCUCCAUGAGGUGCAAGGAGGCGGGUGGCUUUUUGAGUGAGUUUUGCGUUUGACAAUUUUUUGGGGUAAAAGAGCGUUGUUUAUUCGGGGAUUCGUCUUAUUUUUCCUCUAAUUUUGAACUUCUGAUACUGGACAUUGCAGUACAUGAGGUGAGAUAUCUGUAUUGUUUUGUGAUUCUUGUCACAGUAUGCCCAUCUAGACGAAACUGCACAGCUAUCAAAAACCAUGUCUGAGGGUGUCGUCAGAAAAAUCCAACCCUUUACCAUUGGGACCAGGCUGUCUGUCCCCUCCGAAGCCAAAUGCCAGGAGUUCGUGGACGUCUAUCUGCCGAAGUCUGCUGCUCCGAACAAGUUGGAGCUACACGACCAAUUGUCCCUUUACGUGGGCCAGUCCCAGGGGUGGCCUGGGGACUCGGAACUCCCACAAGUGGCCACCCAGGUCUACGCUUCAACACCAGAGGGACAUCAGGAUGAGAGAGUGGAGGAGGACAGGAAUUCUGUGUCCCCCACUGCAUCCUCUAGAUCCAUCAGGAAGAUUGCUAUUUGCCGGAACGUCGAGACAGUCCCCGACGUGUCCGUGUGUGACUCUGACCUGGCCACCUCAGUUAGAUCCACGUCAGAGACCAUCCGAAGCAACUGCAACAGUGUUCACCCAAAACCGCCAUCCUUGAUGGUAGAGGACGACUUGGAUAAGAGGUCCAACUCUCAGUCUAAGGUGGACUCUUGGUUCAAGAGGAAGUAUUGGGAUCUGAAGUAUGGCUGUAGUGUCCUUGGAUGUCCUUUGCAGGACCCAGAGGACGCGUCACCGACCCAACAGCGAGACCUAAAGGACAUUGAGAAUUCCCUCAUACAGAUGACGAGAAGUCUGGACAUAAAACAGGAUGGACAUCAGUGCGAGAUGCUUGACGUGGAGACCGACCACAGGGGAGAGAAGAGGAAGAGACUGCAACAGAUAGAAGGCAACAAAAUCCCUUCUAGAGAGAACACCGUUAACCAAACCUGGCUGAGGUUCCAGUCACUGUUAAGAAACUAUCACCAAGACCUCAAACUGGCUCUGGACGUCUCCUCCUUCUACCAACAGGCUGACACCAUCAUCUGCACCAUCAACAGGAAGAGAAGCGUCCUGUCUGGAUCAGAUAACCAGGGGAGCUGCGGUCAGACAGAGAUCUACAAUAUUGCCAGUCAAAUCAUGAUGCUGAACGAGACUGUUUCACGCCUUUCGGACCUCCACCCUACCCUGGCUGCCAGAGUGACACGGAAGCAGGCUGAGGUGCAGGAGAGCUGGGGCCUUCUCCAGGAGGGUAGUGGGAGCGAGUGGCCAGAUUUGCCCACCACCCUUGACAUAAACUUCUCCUGCGACGAACCUGGCUCACCGAGUCAAACCAGAGAUACGGAACAUGAGGCCCAGAGGACCAUAGGAAAGGACAUCAAAGAGGAACAGAACCGUCUCAAAGGGUUCGAGAACAUGAAAGACUGUGGUGUCCCCAGGAAGCUGACUGUUUGUCAAGUUGAAGAACAGCCUUCCGAAAGCUAUGCCCGAGUCUCCUGUGACACCGCCAGCAAUCUGGAUGACUUGAUUGGAAGACGGCGUGCGGAGAGGCAAGGAAAGGACCAGACAACCCAUUUGAACACUUGUUCUCCGGAUUGCCAAUCAGAACUUGGUAUUCAGUUGCAAAAUUCUACCACAUCUGCUGAUAAGACUCUGUCAUGGCUGAAAGACAACCUUGCUAUGUCAACCCCCAGUCCAGAUGUGACUAAAAACCUGCCAGCUGAUAUUGACCAAGACAAUGUUGUUUCGAACACGAUUUGCUUAGACCUGUCCAAGGGAGAAAAGCCAGGGUCAACCCAAGGCCAGCACAAAGGUGGUGUGAAGAUGGAGGACCUCCUUGGCCAAGUGGAGACGCUAUGGGAAGUUCUGAGGAGAAGACAUCAUAGAAGCAUGAUUGAUGCAAACAGCUCUGAGAGGCUCAACUUGGAGACGGAUGACAAUCAUGAGACAGACAAGGAUCGGCUGGAAGGACGCAUGUCAGAAUACAGGGCAACCACGGACAACGUGGAAUUCUGGAGCGUCCCAGAUGUCAAGGAUCUCUCUGAGACAUUGGAGGAAAACGACAGAGGAAUGCUGACAGAGCUGCUUAGGUGUCUUGACCAGGAUGAAAACUUUGAUCGUUGUGAGGUAAAGGAACAGACCCUUACUGGACAAAUGGACGACCAGGGGUGCAUGGACCACCCUAUGGAGGAAUUGGUGGAGGUCCUGGAGGAUCUUGGUGAAGCAGUGGAGAAAAGAGGACAUUCCCUCUAUCAAAGUCAAGACACCCAAGAACGUAUGAGUCAGCAAUCAACACUGAAGCUGCGCAUCAACCAGCUCUUGUCCAGGUGUGCAGAGUUCAGCAUGGACAUUCUGGACACUGAGACAGACAUGGCGGUCAGAUGUGAGCCCUAUAGUUCUGAACUCGAGGGACUGCAGGAGCAACAGGAUGAGCUAGAGAGGGACUAUCAGGUCAUAAAAGAGGAGGUGGAGGAGAUGGAGGGACUGGCUUCGCAACUACAGGUCCUCCUACCUGAGAUGGCAGGGGCUUUGGGGGAGAACGUCCAUGCGACCCAGCAAGCUUGGCAGGAGUUGGGCUGGAGCAUGGCAGAGAACCAAUGCAACCUCCAACAAUUUCGGCAACUGCAAGACUUUCUUAGGGCCUACCUGGCCAUGAUCUCAUGGACAGAGGACACACAGACUUGCAUUGUCUCAGAAGCUUCAGCCCAGCAGUGGAGAUUGGCAGAAUCGAGUGUUCCAUCUGAGCUAGAUCUGAGGAUAGAGCAGAAGUUUGACGAGUUUGACAAGCUCGCUGCUGCUGGGCAGAAGCUUAUCAAGGAGCGACAUCACUUGGCAGAUAUUAUAAAGGAGAGGACUGAGGAACUGCAAAGCAUGCUGGGAUGGAUCCUGGUGUACUGGAGGGCACAGAAAGACCAGCUGGGUCGGGAGAGGUCAAGGGAUUCAAGAAGAAGUGAUGCCCCUCGGGGAGACGCAACCAGAUUUUCACAAGGCCAACCCCAGAAUCUAUCCUCUCUGGCAGAACACAAGUCCUCGGAAAGACUGUCCACAAAGCACAGGCUGAUGGUGGCGAGCCGGUUUGAAGGACCACAAAAAUCCCAACCGGGGAUAGGUCACCAUGGAGAAAACUUUGCCAAGCUGGUAAACGUCACACCACACGUCCCCUUGGCUGUGGCAGUAAACUCGCCCAGCAUUAUCCUUGAAGAGCCCUGUGCUACUGUCACCCCACUGGGCAGCAGCAUCAACCUCAUCCUCAGUUUUGACCAACAGCCACCAGGGGGCAGUCUGCAUCAGGGGCCAGUGGAGCCAAGGCAGGCAGUGGAACCUGUGCAUAGGGUGAGCACCUAUCUGCAAGUCACAGACGGAAGUCCUGUUUUUGAAGAGGUGGCAUCGCCUCAUAUCCCAGACACGAGCCACCUGUCAACCACCGUUUCCACAAGCUCAACCAACGCUACUUUCGUACCCCAAGUCAGUACUGUCUUGCUCCCCACCUUACCCAGAACCAGUCCCACCUCUACCUUAAACCUGAAGGGACCGAUGAAAAGGAGGAAGAAAAUUACACACAGGCACACUGUGACUGGCAUUGUCGGAAUGCCCAAGCCGGAGGGGGUUACUACCGUGCCCAUCGGUGCCACACACAGAGCCUACACCUGGCCACUGGAGGAUAAGAAGGAAUGCCGUGCCAAACAAGGGAGUCCAGUAAAUACAGAACUCCAACUGUAUAUCAAAAAUAAUUCUGUGGUGAGUGUCAUAGAUAGAAACUCUUCAGACACGUCAAGCAUUCCUACCGUUCCUACCAUCCAGGGGAAUUUCUUGCAUGGACCCAAUGAGAUGACCAUUAGGCAAGACAAGAGCCACUAUGGCGUUAUCCCUCUUGGGUCGAUGUUGAGCUUUGACCUGCCCAAGGAUUGGGGGAAAAUCUCACAGAUGGGUGCAAAAGACCUCACAACUGAGAAAGUGCCUUCUGAAGCCAAUGGGGACCAUGCCAGUCCACCUUUGAAUCUGUAUAGACCAUCGUGRUCAAACACACUCGGUCAGACUCACGUAUCGUCCAAAGUAAUUGGACAGACUUUCGCCCUCAGUCCAGAGAAGGAAAGGCAUCUUGAAGCUGAUGGGGAACAUGACAGUCCGAAUGGUUCACCUUCGAUUCCGUGUAGACCGCCAGGAUCAAAUACACUCAGUCUAACUCAGAAAGUGAUUGGGCAGAAUUUCACCCUCAGUCCAGGGGAGGAAAGUAUCUGCAAAACAGGGGACUUUGCUGGUCAAAAUGGUUCACCUUUGAAUCUAUACAAAUUGGCAGACUCAAACCCACUCAGUCAGACUCACAAAGUGAUUGGCCAUACUUUCGCCCUCAGUCCGAAAGAGGAAAUGAGCUGUGAAACAGCAAGGCAGGACUUGCAGAAGGUCAGCGCAGAGUCUGCUUCUCUUUUGGUUCAGUGUGUCUCGCUACCUGCGAAAGAUGACGCCUAUCACGACCUAAGAUGCGCCACGAGGAGUCCUGCCCUUGCUGCUGGACAUGAGAACAUUUUCUCCAGCACUGUGGGUCUCCACGAUGAGGAUAAGGUUGAGAGUUCRGUUCCAGUGGCCAUUUUGGACUCUAACAAGCAACGCACUGAACCACACUGCAGCAGCUCGAUGAUGCAUGACCACGCCCGCACUGAACCGCCACCGAACCACAAGCACAACUGUUUAAGUGUUCACACUAAGAUUCAAGACCUCAAUAACCACAUAUACUUCCCUUCGGCAAAGAGGCAAUUCACUUUCCAAAGUGCACUUCGGGUUGUAGAGAUCAAGAUCUUGUCUACUGUGUCUGAAGACUCCACGUGGACGGGUGUGCGCAGGUCUGGACGAGUCAUUGUGUGCUCUGAGGACAACUGUUGCGUGUGCUCRGACAGCUCCGCACCCAUGAUGGUAUUGGAAAAAGAAACUUCACCCAAAAGAGAACCAGAUCAUAUUCAUCCUGAUCAUUGGCAGUUUGAGGAGGAGGAAGAGGAGCUGGAGGAUAUUUGGAAUGGCACAGACCGGGAAAGAGCGCCUUGAAUUACUGUGGUCCAAAAAUAUGAGGUGGUGCCCAUGCCACGCUGAAGCACAGACCAGUGACCAACCAGCCAGAGAUUAAAGUGGCCCUAAACGUAUAGCGUCUCAGAGUAGGAGUGCUGAUCUAGGAUUAGUUUGCUUUUUUUAGAUCAUAAUGAAUAAGAUGAUAUGACAGAUCCUAGAUCAGCACUCCUACUCUGAGAUGCUUUGUGGGAUUCAGACCCAGAUCUAUGAUCAGUUUAUUCUGCCCCUUUUCCAACCUUGACUCCAAAUGGACUUUUACUUCACAUUGUCUCAGUGACAUUAGAGGACUAUCGUGUGCAAGCAGAAGUGGUGGAGAAAGUACUCAAUUGUCAUACCUUAAUAGAAAAUGACUCAAGUCAGUCACACAGUAAACUAUUACUUGAG